Molecule: messenger RNA, 3459 nt
Organism: Bactrocera latifrons
Lineage: Eukaryota; Metazoa; Arthropoda; Insecta; Diptera; Tephritidae
Gene: yata
Product: N-terminal kinase-like protein
Exons: 11
Coding region: 574-3186 (870 amino acids)
Biological process (GO): protein phosphorylation
Molecular function (GO): protein kinase activity; ATP binding
Source: RefSeq, a predicted model, not a curated record
GUAAUCAUACAGCUACGUCAGGAGAGAAGUUAAAUUUUACCAAUAAAGUGAUAUAAAUAUGCAUUAAAUUACCAAAAAUUAGUUGAAGACUAUAAAAUAUAUAUAUAUAUAUAUAAUAUUAAAAUAGAGUUACCUGUAAUGGAAAAUAUGAGCGAGAACGUAUAGUACUAAUGUAAAAGUAUGCAGGAAAAUUGGUGAUAUUAAAGUUUCUAUAUUGGUGUGUGCAGAACUAAAACAAAGUAUGAAGAAAUAAAAAGUGAAAGUAAAAAGAAUAAAAAAAAUUUGAUGGACAACGGAGUGAAUUGGAAAAAACUAAGUUUUUUUUACUUAUGGUUUGGAAGACAGAAGUGGUUGUGAAACAAAUAAUUAAAGCUUUACGUUGAGUACUGACAAACAGCUGGCACAUUUUAAUUGGCCAAAUUCGUUAUUAACUUGUUUAAAACAUAUUUACAGUUGCUGAUAAAUAGUUUUUUGAAUAUUGUACAGCACCUGUAAGCAGAAUUCAUAUUUAUUUGUUUUGCGUGACAUACUGUCCCCGUCAACAUCAACAAAAUAUUCAGCCGCCGAUCAAAAAUGUGGUCGUUCUUCUCGCGCGACUCGACGAAAGACUUUCCAUAUGAUAUCGGUGAACAAGUGCCCGGCUUAGAGUCACGCUCCAUUUGGACAUUGCACAAAGCAAAGCGUAAGGGCACACAAGAAGAAGUAUCAGUAUUUGUUUAUGAUAUACGAAGUGGUUCAGAUGCUAAAUGUGAAUUAGCAAAGGCUGCAUUGAAACGGCUAAAGACUUUAAGACACCCGAGCAUUCUACAGUACCUGGAUUCAUUUGAAACGGAUAAAACACUUUAUAUUGCUACUGAAGCAGUUGAAGCUUUGGGUACUCACAUUGAGAAGCUGGCCUCUCAUGGUCCCCAAAAAGAUUUGUAUUUAGCAUGGGGGGUGUUUCAAAUCACACGCGCACUUUCAUUCCUUAACAAUGACGGUAACCUAAGGCAUAACAAUGUUUGCGUUUGGUCGGUAUUUGUUAAUUCGUCCGGUGAAUGGAAACUUGGUAGUUUGGAGUAUGUGUCGCCAGCGGACGGGAAUCCUAUGCCACCUAUUAAAGUACCACCCGCUUUAGAGGUAUAUGAUCCACCGGAAAAAAACGACCAGAGCAAAUUAAAAGCAGCUACAAAAUGCUCAGUUGAUAUGUGGGGAUUGGGUUGUUUAGUUUGGGAGUCAUUUAAUGGACCUCUAAAAAUGCGUUCAAACCUUAAAGACAUAGAUAAUAUUCCAAAGUCGUUGCAAACUCUUUAUUGUGAAUUGGUAGGCGCGUCACCUUCAAAUAGACCCAACCCAGCUGAUAUUAUAACGAGAUGUCGCAAACCAGGUGGCUUCUUUAAGAACGAUUUAGUUGAUUCUCUACUUUUCCUUGAGGAGAUACAAAUCAAAGACAAGGCUGAGAAAAAUCGUUUCUUUAGUGGUUUAACAAUACAUUUGGAUAAUUUUCCCGACAACGUUUGCAAGCAUAAAAUACUUCCUCAGCUUAUCACUGCAUAUGAAUAUGGUGAUGCAGGAUCAGCUGUGCUAGCACCCAUGUUUAAACUCGGAAAAUUACUUGAUGAAAUUGAGUAUCAAAAACGCAUAGUUCCCUGUGUAGUGAAACUUUUUGCUUCCACAGAUCGUGUGACGCGGUCCCGAUUAUUACAACAAUUAGAAUUGUUUAUAGCACAUUUGCAACCCCAGGUAGUGAACGAUCAGAUUUUUCCCCAAGUCGCACAUGGCUUCUUGGAUACCAAUGCUACCAUAAGAGAGCAAACUGUAAAGUCUAUCAUUCAUCUGGCGCCUAAACUGAACUACAAUAAUUUGAAUGUUGAGGUUCUACGACAUUUUGCGCGCUUGCAAGCUCGUGAUGAUCAGGGUGGCAUACGCACCAAUACAACUGUAUGUUUGGGAAAAAUCGCCCCACACCUACAUCCACAGGUGCGACAGCGCGUUUUGGUGUCUGCUUUUAUAAGGGCUAUGCGCGAUCCUUUCCCACCAGCACGAGUAGCUGGUGUACUUGCUUUGGCUGCUACACAACAAUACUUCCUGCUAAGUGAAGUGGCAAACAGGGUCCUCCCGUCAUUGUGUUCUCUUACCGUUGAUCCAGAAAAGACUGUACGCGAUCCAGCUUUCAAAACGAUACGUGGCUUUUUGGGUAAAUUGGAAAAAGUAUCAGAGGAUCCAAGUCUGCGUGAAACUAUGGAAGCUGAUGUGCAUACUGCUACGCCGUCGAUCGGAAAUGCAGCAGCUACAUGGGCGGGUUGGGCUGUUACAGCAGUUACAGCUAAAUUUUACCGGAGCCAAAGUGAUUCAUCACGUCCGCGACCGCCUUUAACUGGCCGAAAUCUCUCUAAGCCUGCAUCUUUAGAGCAACCUUCGAGUAGCAGCUUAUCAACGACAACAUCCAGCGUCACAUCUAUGACAUCACUAGAACAUGAAAGUAACGACACAUCAGCGUCUGCUUCAGAUUAUGGCAACAAUGACUGGGAUAACGAAAAUUGGGGCGAAAUGGACACAUCACAGGACCCUAGUAGUCCAAUGGCUGGUACUUCCAACAAUGGUCAAUUGAAUGCAUCGAAUGCACUCAAUGAAGUACGUGAUGGUUGGGAUAACGAGGAGUGGGGCAGUUUAGAAGAAGAGCCGGGAGAAGAAGAGGAAGAACAAGAAGAACAUUCGCAGCCUUUGCAUUCGAGACAAUCAGCUCCUUCUGUGGAUGAGCAAUUGUGCACGUCAACAGCACGCCCACAUCAACAACAAUUGCUGCAACAUCAAUUGAAUGAACUUAUCGAACCACUAGCUAAACUGAACACUCAUACAGCGACAUCGCCAUCAAGGGGGCAAAAUCAGCAUGCACUUGAUUUGCGAUCCAAAGAUAUUUCAAAUUUAGCUAUUACACAAACGACAACAACAACGGUAUUUUCAAAUUGCAACAAUAUCAGUCCACCACACAUAAAUAACUCAGCGAAUUCGAUUGCAAAUUGGAAUAGCGAUUCGUGGGCCGAUGGUGAAUUUGAACCUGUUGAAGAUCAGCUGACGGGAAAUACUAAGUUGGAUGAGGCGCGUAGAAAACGCGAAGAGAAAAAGUUGCAGAGGCAACGUGAGUUGGAGGUGCGACGAGCGCAACGUACAAGUGGCCCGAUGAAAUUGGGUGCCAAAAAGCUUUAAGAUGUGAAUUUUUAGUCUUUAACUAAAUGUUUAUAUAAUAUUUUAAAUUUUCGAGUGUAAUGUAUUUAAGGUUCACAUACAAAUCGUAUGCAUUUUGGCAUAUACAUUUCUUUACUAAUUCAUGACAUGUCGAUAAGAGACGAUAUAACUGUGUACGUUGUAGAAUUUGCCCGAAACCAAACGUGCAGUUGUUGAAAAGCCAGAGAAAAUUGUAAUUUUAUAGGUAAUACGAGAUAUUGAAAGAUUUUUUAUAUAUUAAAUAUCAAAAGAAAA